GGAACCCACAAUAUAGAGUUUUGAUCAUUUGUUGACGAAACCAUAAGAUGAGACUCUGAUAUCUGAUCCCACCUACACCGUUUUUAGUUUGGAGAGCGGGUCAGACGAGAUCGCACCCUUAUAUCGGCUUAUAUAUAGGAUGUCUCCUCAAACUUUUCUCUCUUCACAUUUCUUAUUCUUUUACACAUUUCUGCUUCUUCACAUCUCACAGCUACCUAACUACACACACAGAUAUGGAGACCAUCCUCUUCACCUCGGAAUCUGUCAAUGAAGGCCAUCCCGACAAGCUUUGUGAUCAAGUCUCAGAUGCCAUCCUUGAUGCUUGCCUGGAACAAGAUCCGGAAAGCAAAGUUGCCUGCGAGACCUGCACGAAAACUAACAUGGUCAUGGUCUUUGGUGAGAUUACGACCAAGGCUAAAGUAGAUUAUGAGAAGAUAGUUCGAGAUACUUGCAGGGGCAUCGGGUUCACAUCACCUGAUGUUGGUCUUGAUGGCGACCACUGCAAGGUCCUCGUCAAUGUUGAGCAACAGAGUCCUGAUAUUGCCCAAGGGGUUCAUGGACACCUUACCAAGAAGCCUGAGGAAAUUGGAGCUGGCGACCAAGGCCACAUGUUUGGCUAUGCUACUGAUGAAACACCAGAGCUCAUGCCUCUAACUCAUGUCCUUGCGACCAAGAUUGGUGCCAGGCUUACUGAGGUGCGGAAGAAUAAGACUUGUCCUUGGAUGAGACCCGAUGGUAAGACCCAAGUGACUGUUGAGUACCGGAACGAGGGUGGAGCCAUGGUCCCUAUUAGAGUUCACACAGUUCUCAUCUCAACCCAACAUGAUGAGACCGUAACAAAUGAGCAGAUCUCCAAGGAUUUGAAAGAGCAUGUGAUUAAACCUGUCAUCCCGCCCCAAUACAUGGAUGAUAAAACCAUCUUUCACCUUAAUCCCGCAGGUCGAUUUGUCAUUGGUGGACCGCAUGGUGAUGCAGGACUCACCGGACGGAAGAUAAUUAUUGACACCUACGGCGGCUGGGGUGCUCAUGGUGGAGGUGCUUUUUCAGGGAAGGAUCCUACUAAGGUGGACAGGAGUGGUGCAUACAUUGUUAGGCAGGCAGCCAAAAGUGUGGUGGCUUCUGGACUUGCUCGCCGUUGUAUUGUUCAGGUUUCUUAUGCGAUUGGCGUGCCAGAACCACUUUCUGUGUUUGUUGACACUUACAAUACAGGUAAGAUCCCGGACAGGGAUAUAUUGGCUCUGAUUAAGGAAAACUUUGACUUUAGGCCAGGAAUGAUCGCAAUCAAUCUUGACCUCAAGAGAGGAGGCAAAUUCAGGUACCAGAAGACCGCUGCUUAUGGUCACUUUGGCCGUGAUGACCCAGAUUUCACUUGGGAGACCGUUAAGAUCCUCAAGCCAAAAGCUUGAGUUCAUGGAUUAGCCUUGUAAUGUUCUCUGCAAAAGGACUUCCUGUGCCAUCUUUCUGGUUGCCGAGGAUAAGAAGCUUCAUUGCAUAUACUUGUAAUGUUGAAGUUCAUUUCUCAAGGCUAUGGUUGGGAGGCAGGAAUACUUGUGCUUCAAGUCAAAUCGUUACAAUUAUAGGAGCCUAGGGUGUUUGGUUCAUUUUCUUUUUGACCUUUUUUCCUUUUACCUUUUUCUUGUUCCUGCAAGUAAUUGUUUCCAGCAAAUCACUUGUUCUGUUGCUCUCUUUUGUAGGAAUUCUUAUUUGAAUUUUUCAAAUUUUGAAUUUAUCAACCAGUUCUUAUGGACUA
Molecule: messenger RNA, 1750 nt
Organism: Cornus florida
Lineage: Eukaryota; Viridiplantae; Streptophyta; Magnoliopsida; Cornales; Cornaceae
Product: S-adenosylmethionine synthase 2
Exons: 2
Coding region: 234-1406 (390 amino acids)
Biological process (GO): S-adenosylmethionine biosynthetic process
Cellular component (GO): cytosol
Molecular function (GO): ATP binding; methionine adenosyltransferase activity
Source: RefSeq, a predicted model, not a curated record